Molecule: messenger RNA, 882 nt
Organism: Penicillium salamii
Lineage: Eukaryota; Fungi; Ascomycota; Eurotiomycetes; Eurotiales; Aspergillaceae
Source: the annotation of a GenBank genome assembly
AUGUCGAUCAAGGUUGCACUUGUCGGGGCUAGCGGUAACGUUGGCCCAGCAGUUCUGGAGCAGCUCCUCAUCGCCGGGUUUGAUGUCACCGUCCUCACUCGACAGGGCAGUGAUCAUACCUUUGACCCCCGAGCCCAUGUCGCAAAGGUGGACUACGAGUCACUGGACUCCAUUAAGAAUGCCUUGACGGGCCAAGAGGUCGUUGUCAGCACAUUAAACGCUGGUGCCGUACCACUCGCCAUCCAUCUUCGCAUAAUUGAUGCUGCUGUUGCCGCAGGAGUGAAGCGCUUCGUUCCCUCCGAGUUUGGCUCCAACACCGUCAACCCUCAAACGGCCAAACUUCCCGUCUUUGGCGAUAAGAUCAACGUUCAAGAGCAUUUGAAAAAAGCCUCUCAAGAUUCUGGUCUCAGCUAUUCGCUUCUUAUCACUGGUCCAUUCCUCGAUUGGGGUCUUAAGAAUGGCUUUAUCCUCAACUUAUCUGGUCCUGUUGUCCCACUUUACGACGGCGGCGAACGGCCAUUCUCGUCCACGACCCUCAGCGGUGUGGGCAAAGGUGUUGUCGGUAUCAUCAACAAUCUCGAUUUCACCAAGAACACUGCUGUUUAUAUCGACGAGGCCAGGGUAUCACAGAAGGAGCUUCUCCGGUUGUCUGGCAAGGCCACUGAUACCGAGAUUGUCGCGACCGCGGAUCUGGAAAAAGAGGGCUUUGAGGAGCUCAAGAAGCCGUCGCCAAACCCAGCGAUUAUUGCAACCCGUUUCAUUUGGCGUGCUAUCUUUGGAGAAGGGUUCGGUUCAUUGAACGAUCCUCAAGAUGUUUCAAACGAGUUGUUUGGUCUGAAGCCGCUAUCUGAAGAGGAGCUUCGGGGUCUAUUUUCCAAAUAG